This is a messenger RNA of Adineta steineri, 1244 nucleotides long. NCBI's taxonomy places the organism in Eukaryota, Metazoa, Rotifera, Eurotatoria, Adinetida, Adinetidae. The record is from the annotation of a GenBank genome assembly.
UUUUUUUUUGUAUCUUUUUAGUAUUAGAGAAUUUUUCAACGAAUAGUAAUUCUAAACAAACAGAUAAUUCUUUAUUUUAUACUGAUAUUAAUCAUACAUUACCAAGUCUCGUUCAACAAGAAACAAUAAAUCAUGUAUCAUUCGAACCUCCUAUAAUUUCUAAACCAAAAAAAGUAUCCUAUGCAAGUACAGAUGAAGAUGUUGAUGAACUUAGUUCACAUUAUAUUGAAGAUAUGAACGAAUCAAUAACAUUGAUUAAAAAUUCUCCUGAACAAUCCAAUCUACAAGAUGAUAUCGAUCUUAAAAGAUCAUCUAUAGAAUCUUCACAAAUAACUGUUGAUUCUGGAGUUGAUAUAAUCAGUGAACAAAAACUUUAUCAACCAAAUAUAACAAUUCCUAUUGAUGAACAAUCAUCCGAAGAACUAACAAAUCAAAAUGGUAUUUUAACAUUAUCAGAAGAUUCAUUAGGUGAUAUUGAAUUAAAAUUAUCUACAAAUAAUGUAUUAUUACCAAAUCAAAUAAUAACAGAAAAUAGCGAGCAUACAACUGAACAUGAUACUUAUUUUUCAGCUAAAAGUGAAUUAUGUACAGACAAAGAUUUAUAUAGUGGUUAUGAACUUGAAAGUAUUACAGAUGAAGAUGAUGAUUAUUUAAAAGACGAUGAUUUAAAUGAAUUUAUUAUAACAUCUGAAUGUACAUCAUCAUCACCAACAUCUCAACCGCCUACAUCUUCUUCUUCUAUUCCUCCUGAAUUCGAAUUUAAAUUACCAUCAUUUGGUGAAUGGAUUAAUCGUGCAUUUAGUACAUUUCUUUCUGAAACAGAUAAAAAUCCAAUUGAACCAAUAUUAUCAAGUCGUUCAUCAUCCGAUGUAUCAAUACAUGGUUCACAUAGUACAAUUAAUACAUUAUCCUCAUCACAUGUUGUAACUGUUCUUGAAAAUCAAAAUAUAUCAAAAAAUGAAUCUAUUAAUCUUUCUCAGGCACAAUCAUGUUCACCCGACGACGAUGAACAAGAUGAUGAACAUAGUCUUAAUGACAUGUCAAGUUCAAGUUUAAACAGUGAAAAGGUCGAUUUUGAUACAUAUAUUAUCGAUAGCAAUUAUGAAAAGAUCAAUCCUUCAAUAACAAAUGAACAAAAUGAAAUUCCUUUCAUUACAAAACGAUCAAAAUCAUUAUUAUCAUCAAUCACAUCAUCGAUUGAAAAUGAUGAUCAAGGUGAGCUUUUAUUAUUAUUAGCAAUAUAG